AUUUACGGUAUAAUGGAAGAAAGUGAUGUUAAAUUAAGACGAAAUCCUCGGAGUACAAACUCAGGUAGCAGCUAUUCCUCCAAUACGUGUGCUUCAGGAAUGCAUACAGAAUCCACAUCAGGUUGCUGAUGGAGCUUCUUUGGUAAAAGAGAUAAGUCAACCGACUUCACUAAGGUUUAUAAGAAGGAUGGAUCAAAAUGGAUUAAGACAAUCACAGAGCACCUCAAAGAUAUCGCUAAACGUCAUGGCGGUAUCAAGGAGGUUCUUAAUUAUAUAAAAAAUAAUCGUAAAUAAGUUCAAAACUACACAGUUUUAUAAAGAUUUUCAUCAAAAGCAGAUCAAUCUCGAAAGCCAAGCCAAAGGAAAAGAAGAGCGCAAGAUUUAUCAGAAAAAAGGCAAAAUUACCAAAGGCUCUUAUCUUGAUGAAGAAGAUAUUAGCCAGAUCAGCAGAGAUAGUGAGAAGUCCUCCUCUGAUGAAUCCGAUGAAGGUGGUUAUAAGAACAUGGAAAUCAGAGAUUCCAUUGUGGGAGGUCAGAUGAAAGAAUGUCAGCUUCAGAAAGGAAAAGUCACCAGUACUUAUCUGAUGAAAGCUCUUACCUGUGAGUUUGAUGAACCAUCUAGAGAUAGUAUUUUUCAGGAAGGUGAUACUCUCAAUGCUUUAAAUGAUAAAACCGGUUUGAUUUUUAAAAUAAUUAAGCAUCAGCUGAAGAAAGAUACUCAUCCUAUUCGGAUGAUUGUCAAAAGCUUCAGCAAAGCUUUUGUUAAAGAAUACCUUCACUACGUUGAUAGGUCAAAGUAUGAUUCUAUUCAGCUGUACGAAGAGCUUGAGCAAACUAACCAAAAGUAUUAUGCUCAAGUAAAAUAAUGGAGAGAAACUAAAGGAGCUUCAUACAAUGAAAAGGAACUCAGAAAUGAUAGGUGAUAUUCAGAAGGCAGAUAACACAAAGCUUCCAGAGUAUUUCCUUAGUAAGCAAGUUAUACAAGAUGUCAAAUUUUUCAUUGAGCAAAUGUGAAGCACAACUAUCGAGUUCUAUUAUCCUGUAACAGAUGAACAAGACUUAGUGGAUAUGGAAGACGAACUCCAUGAGUGCAUCACUGAUAUGACUCUAUCCGGAAACUUACAAGAAAUAGUCUUUUCAUUCUGCAAGCUUGAAACUGAGACAAGGAGAGAUCGAUUGAAGGACAAAUAUAAUGAGUACAUUAACAUUCAGCCCCAACAUGUUGGGAUAGAUGAAAAGUUUACUUUGAAUGAAGCCUCUCCUAUCCUACAGAUUUAUGAUUACCAAAUUCAAAUGAAGCAUAGGAUUAAUCAAAGUCUCUCAGAUAUGGAUCAAACCCAUGAAGCAGAGUGAAUUGAAUACUCUCUUAAUAGCUCAAAUUCUGGAGAUGAAUACGAAGAUUCUGAAAUCAGCCAAGAUCAGUACAGAGCAGAAAAGGAUGUAUCUGGAUCAGUCGAUAUCGACAACGAAAACUCUAAAGAUGAUAACUUUAUUUAUCAAGAGAAGAAACAGAAAAGGCCUAAAAGUAAGCAAAAGAAAGCGAAGAAGCAGAUCGGUAGAUCCAAAGAAAUGUCGGAAGAUCUGAAUGUUGAUCACGAAUUCAGUGAGAGAAUCCAGAAUUUAUCUGUUUCCAAUGCCCCUGCGAGGCCGAGAUUCUAUAGCGGAAAACGUGAAGAAAACAAGAUGCCUACACUUGAAGAAGUGAAGGAAAGGAUAUGCCAGAAACCUUACCAUCAAGCUAUCACAAAAUUGAGAGAGAUUGAAAACAUCAAGGAACCAGGAAAGAAGCUCAGAUUAAUGAAUCAAGUUAAUGAUUUAAUACUAAAGUGAAUUAACGAGUUCUGGAGAGACUUAGAUAUAGAUGAGAGCCAACUAGUAAUUGCAGCUGACCAAAUGGUACUUAUUUACCUAUAUAUUGUAACUAGAGCAAAAAUUAUUGACUUCUUCGCCAACAUUAAGUUUAUCACCGAGUUUGUUAGUAAAGAGACGAGGAAAGGGAGCAGAGGCUUCUUCCUUGCAACCUAUGAGACGUCUCUAUACACACUUUUGGAUAAUAAAAAGGAUCAACUUGGAAGGAAAAGUAGCCCGAUUGAUAUCCCAACAAAGCCAAAUAUGGUGGAUGGUUCAAGAGAUGAGGAGUGUGGCUUUAUUGACAGUGGAAUUGAUGCAAGGGGAUCUCUCAUGCCUAAUGAUUUAUACAAAAGUAAAAGGAAUGCUUUUGUAGAUAUUGAAAUCAACGAGUCUAAAAACUAUUAA
Moneuplotes crassus is the source of this 2255-nucleotide messenger RNA. NCBI's taxonomy places the organism in Eukaryota, Ciliophora, Spirotrichea, Euplotida, Euplotidae. The record is from the annotation of a GenBank genome assembly.